Xiphias gladius (swordfish) is the source of this 1088-nucleotide messenger RNA. RefSeq names its product tetraspanin 35 (gene tspan34b). The coding region runs from base 239 to 985 and encodes 248 amino acids. Gene Ontology annotation, cellular component: membrane. The transcript is spliced from 8 exons. Lineage: Eukaryota; Metazoa; Chordata; Actinopteri; Istiophoriformes; Xiphiidae. The record is from RefSeq and is a predicted model, not a curated record.
AUAACUAGCCGGGACUCUUAAACAUAAGAGCAGAAAGCUGGAAAAGUCACUUAAAAGCACUUUUAUAUCUAACAGAGUGACAAAGCCACAGGAAGCAGCAGACAGAGAGUAUACUGCAGGUCAUUUUCAGAGAACAGAAGAAUAACACACUCCUGUAUUCCUGUUAUCUCACAGUCAGUCUGCUCCCACAGCAACAGCUUUCAUCACCAGAGUGAAGGUUCAACAAUCAGAAGUAAAAAUGAGAUGCUUUGGAUUCCUCAAAGUCAUGAUGUUUUUUUUCAAUGGCAUUAUCUUUUUGGCGGGUGCUGCCAUCCUGGGUGUUGGGAUCUGGGUGAAGGUGGACAGCGGCUCCAUCCUCAGUUUCCUUGGGAAAAUUGAAAACGCGCCAGCAGAGCUCAGUCAAGUGCUCAACGUGGGCUACCUGUUGGUUGCAAUAGGAGCGCUGCUGGUCAUCAUCGGUUUUCUAGGGUGCUGUGGAGCUGUCAGAGAGAGCAAGUGUAUGCUGUUGCUGUUUUUUAUCAUAGUCUUGCUGGUCUUCAUAGCGGAGGUUGCAGGAGCAGUGGUGAUCUUGGUAUUCAGACCACUGGCAGACGAGUUGAUUCAAAAGUUUGGCACGGCAGCGGUUCGGAACAUCAAGACAGACUAUGGGGAAAACCCAGACAUCACAGGACUAUGGAAUACUACAAUGAGCACGUUAAAAUGUUGUGGAUUUUACAACUCCUCAGACUUCGUGGACUCCCCAUAUUAUGUGAACAGCGACAAACAAUACCCACCGCAGUGCUGUCCAGGCACUAAUUAUCCAUGUAAUAAGACGGAGGCUGACAAUGUUACGACAGUCACUGGUUGCUUUCCAAAGAUCAGGCAGUUGAUUGACGACAACACAGUGGUUAUGGUGGCAGUGGCGCUGGUGAUUGCAGCUCUGGAGAUAUGUGCCCUGGCUGUCUCUAUGACCCUUUUCUGCAGAAUAAAAUCCAUGAGUCCCUAACUACAAAUGGUGAAGACCUUAGAGGGAUCAUUUUAAUCACUGGAGCCUUUCCACUUCCUAUAUUGUCUCUAGAGGAGUGAAGGGCAGUGCCUUUAUCUUGCAA